AUGUUAACCUUGAUUUCGCUUCUUCAGACCGUGAACGACCUACUACAAACCUCGUCAUGUACAUCGCGCGAAAACAGCUUCGAAGAGCGAUUCAAGUACGACGUCAUUUCUUCCUCGCUUCUCUCAUCAUCCCUUGCCGCGCCAGCAAGCGCUAUCCACCGCACAUUUGCGUUUGCGCCGGAGUUUCCUGGAAAGCUGGAUGACGGUGGCGGUGGGACUGAAGACGGGACCUCGCCUUCGGAUAGCAAGGCCCAUGACCGAUCUCUGGACUCAACAUCAGGAGAUCUCAACCUUUCUGGACAUGGACAGGAAUUGCCGAUUGCACUUCUAUCUAUCGCUAUAUUCUUUCUCUCGGCUGGUUCCUAUGUCUUUGCUGCCGUAUUCCUUGCUGCUGGUUUCUAUGCUAGACACGUUGUGCAGGCAGAUCAGAACACACACAGUUCUACUGCACAAACACUUCAUGAGUUAAACGAGCUCAUCUCGUCCGGAAACGUCUGGGACUCGGCUGUAAACGAGGCGAUCAUGCUCAUCGAAAACGAGGAGAGGAGUAUUUUCUACGGACCCACCAGUCAGCAAGCGCCGUCAUCUGCGCUCCGGAUGGCUCUGCAGUCUUCGCUGCACACGACGCAGACGCAGUGCGACAACGUGCGGCAGCUCCUCUCGGCCCUCACCGAUCCAGCGUCGCUCUCCCAGCUGACGGAAAUGUACGCGCCUUCCUCGCCCAUCCGGCCUUCGUCCAGUUUAAGCGACAAUUCGCGGUCGCCAUUGUCAGCGUCUAGCACGAUGAGGCCCUUCUCCCAUCCUUCGGCCAGCUCUUCGCGCCAACGGACGAUUUCGCUGCCGAACAGCAAGGUAGACAAGCGAGCGACCUGGAACGGGUCCUACGCCGCACUUGCUGGCGCUGGUAGCCCGACCGCUCAUCUGCUCAACCGUAAGAAGCAGAACCGGCGGUCCCACGUCACGUCACUGUUCCAGCCUCUCGGUCCCGAGGCCACGUACACGACCCAAAGCGCCCCCGUGAGCCCGCAGCCUCCCAGCCCAGAGGAUAGCAGCGGCCGGUUGAUGGAUGUUGUGGAGGAAGAGCACGAGGGGGAUGAGCUGGCGGGUAAGGGAUACUUCGGUGCUGCUGCGUUGGACCUGCAGCGUAAGCGGAGGUCAGUGGCGCAGGAGACUUUCGGUGUCCCACCUCCAAGCUAUACACCUUCGAAGUCCCCUUCCCGCGGCAGCCGUCCGCUUUCUCUCCUCUCACCGACGAUCUCUUCAUCAUCACGCCUAACCUCGGUGCACACGACGAGGCAUCCGCUAUCACUGUCAGGGCUGCACCUUGCGUUACAAGGUGCGCUCUCUGCCAAGCGCUAUGCGUGCUCACAUUUGCUCGCUCUGCGCUUCUCCGAGGACGAGGACGACUCAUACUGGGAGGAUGUCCGGUCCAUCAUGUCACUCCUCUCCAGCACGUUCUCGGACGCCUCCGCGCGGCUCAUCGAUGCGCUCAACGAGGCGGAGAAACGGCGUGUCAAAGACGAACACCCGACGCCGCCCCGCGGGAACACCCCGACCCCCAACGACAAAGAGCUCGGCCAUACCAAAGGGCACGAGCGGAAGGUAUCUCCGCUCCGCCACGAGUUAAACGCUCGCUCGCUCUUGGAACUCACCACGUUUGCGCCGAUGCCAAGCAGUAUGGCUCGACUCGCGAGCCAUAUUGAGACAAUCUCAUCCGCGCUGGAUGACGCGCGGGAUCACAUUCACGAAUGUGUCAAGGCGCUGCGGGAUCCGCUCACCCAUCGACGACCCGUGGAUGCGUCGAACGUCCAGGAGCACCCGGCGUUCCAGGCGUACGACCGGCUCCGGAAGGAGCUCGGGUUCGCUCUGAGGGAGUGCGAGCGCGGCCGGGAGCGGCUGCUCGACAUCCUCGUACCACCGUCACUUGCGCUCGCGGAAGCGGACGACGAGGAGGCGUCGCCCAACACCCCGGGGUUGAAGCAUGAUUGGGAGAGCGAGACGUCCGAAAAGGGCCCCGCUUCGCCAAAUGCGCAAGGGGCGGACUCGGACUCGGGCCUUGGGCUCACGCUGUCGUAUGGCAGGGAAGACAACGAGCAUGAGCACGAUCUGGACGACGCGACGGCGCACCUACUCCUCUCGGCGUCGUCGCAGCACCUCCCGCCCCCGGGGGUCGACCAGGUGUUCGAGGCUGAGUCCGGGAACGUGGGCGCGUUCGCGCGGCCGCGGUCGAAGCUGUCUCGGGAGGAGCGGAUUCAGCUGAUGAAGGCGAAGAGGUCGAGCGGGCGGCUGCUGUCCACGUCGUCUUCGUCACUCGCGUCGCCUGACUUAGAGUUGCCGAUGGAGAGACCUGGGAGGGAGAGGUGGGGGCCCGGAGGGGAGGUCGUGCAGGAACUGAAGGACGUGAUCUGGAAAGUGGGAGAGAGGAAGAGGAAGAUGUCGCAACAGGUACGGCGGGAGCCAGGGUCUGAGUGGGAGGGAGGAUUGGAGGAGAGGCGGGAGAUAGGCGACGGGAAGCAAGAGACGGGGAAGGAGGACAGGACGACCUUACAUUCCAUCCCGGUUCCGGAGAGGGAAACCUCUGUUUCCAUCGAGGUCAUUGAGGAAUCGCCCGUCGUGGAAGUGGAAGAAAUCGCAUACGAGCCUCAGCCAGAGGCGACGGAUUUUGUGAACGAGUCGGAAUUGGCGUACCUCGACUCGCCAUCGCCUGCGUUCUCGCAGCCGCUCCCUCCUUCGCAUGUGGAGUCCUGCUUCGUCCUGGAGUCUGGCUUGACUAUGGAAGAUACCUAA
Messenger RNA from Dichomitus squalens LYAD-421 SS1, 2787 nucleotides. RefSeq lists its product as uncharacterized. The coding region runs from base 1 to 2787 and encodes 928 amino acids. Lineage: Eukaryota; Fungi; Basidiomycota; Agaricomycetes; Polyporales; Polyporaceae. The record is from RefSeq and is a predicted model, not a curated record. The transcript has 3 exons.